Messenger RNA from Seminavis robusta, 540 nucleotides. Lineage: Eukaryota; Bacillariophyta; Bacillariophyceae; Naviculales; Naviculaceae. The record is from the annotation of a GenBank genome assembly.
AUGGCAGCCUCGUUGUUGCCUUCCCGGUCGUCUCCUGUGGCCGCGACGGCCUUGGUGAUGUUCCUGUCACUGCUGUUCCCUCAUUCCAUUCAUUCCUUUGUGCCACCGCACAGCAAUGCUGUUGUUCGCAGCAACAGUCGCCUGAACAUGCAAUUGGAUGGAGUUGUGGGAUGUGUGGUGGGAUACAGUGGCGGCAAGGCUCGCAAUCCAACCUACCAAAACAUUCAGGAUUACACGGAAGCUCUACUCGUGGAAUACAACCCCAACAAACUCUCGUAUCGAGAUAUUCUCCAGGAAUGGAGUGGCAUGGAUUAUCCCUUUGUGCAGCAAAAGACGCAAUACCGAUCGGCCAUUUUUGCUCUCAACGACGAACAAUUGGCUCAAGCACAAGACUUUGUGUCGGAAUUGGAGGAACGAUACAAAGAAAAAGGUCCCAUCUUUGUGGAUGUGGAACCCGUCACCAAGUUUUAUCGUGGCGAAGAGUACCACCAGGACUUUUUGGCCAAGCAAAAGUCGGGACGUUCCUUGAGAAUGUUCUAG